This is a messenger RNA of Mus pahari (shrew mouse), 866 nucleotides long. It is a transcript of the gene Tnfrsf13b, whose product is annotated as TNF receptor superfamily member 13B. The transcript has 4 exons. The record is from RefSeq and is a predicted model, not a curated record. Gene Ontology annotation, cellular component: plasma membrane. Lineage: Eukaryota; Metazoa; Chordata; Mammalia; Rodentia; Muridae. Bases 58 to 801 code for a protein of 247 amino acids.
ACCUACUGUCCUAAUUCUCCAUCUCUCCUUCCACAGGAUUGGUGGCCAGGCGUGGCUAUGGCAUUCUGCCCCAAAGAUCAGUACUGGGACUCCUCAAGGAAAUCCUGUGUCUCCUGUGCACUGACCUGCAGCCAGAGGAGCCAGCGCACCUGUACAGACUUCUGCAAAUUCAUCAGUUGCCAAAAAGAGCAAGGCAGGUACUACGACCAUCUCCUGGGGGCCUGCAUCAGCUGUGACUCCACCUGCACACAGCACCCUCAGCAGUGUGCACACUUCUGUGAGAAAAGGCCCAGAAGCCAGGCAAACCUCCAGCCCGAGCUCGGGAGACCACAGGCCGGGGAGGUGGAAGUCAGGCCAGACGACCCAGGAAGGUACCAGGGAUCGGAGCAUGGUCCAGGAUUGAGGCUAAGCAGCGACCAGCUGACUCUCUACUGUACACUGGGAAUCUGCCUCUGCGCCAUCUUCUGCUGUUUCUUGGUGGCCUUGGCUUCCUUCCUCAGGCGUAGAGGAGAGCCACUUCCCAGCCAGCCUGCCGGGCCGCGUGGGUCACAAGCAAACUCUCCCCACGCCCACCGCCCCGUGACAGAGGCUCGCCACGAGGUGACCGCUUCACCCCAGCCUGUCGAAACGUGUAGCUUCUGCUUCCCGGAGCGCAAUUCUCCCACUCAGGAGAGCGCGCCGCGCUCGCUCGGGAUACAUGGCUUCGCGGGCACUGCUGCCCCGCAGCCCUGUGUGCGAGCAUCAGUAGGCGGCCUGGGUGUCCUGCGCUCACCCACCGGGGACGCGCGUCCGGGAGCUUAACAGCCCGAAAAAUAAAAAAGACAAUUUAGAGGAUGGAAUGACAGAGGGGGAAAGAGAUGGAGAAG